UUUCGUCGGGUGCACGGAAAAUCUAUCUUAUCGCCUCUGCUUGCUUGCUGGUGCCCUGCCCAUCCUGAAAGACACAGCGCCGCUGCCCCUGCCGCUCUCGUCUCGUCUCGUCAGGUCCCCAGCCGCCCAUCGUCUCCCUCGGCCAAGCCAACCGCGUCGCGUCAUCUUAUCUCUCUCUCUCUCCCAUCAUUUCAUCUGAUCCAUCGUCUCAUCUCCUAUCCCCUUUCCCUUCUCUCUCCCCCAUCCUCCGCUCCGCCUGCCCAUGCCCGUGCUCCUGCCUUCUCGCACGAUUCUCCACCAAGGCCGAGGCCAAGGCGACUGCACCUCUUCCGCCGGAGGAGGAAGAACGGCGACAGAGCGUUCCGGUGAUCGGUCCUGAUCGGAGAAACAGAGCGCCGAUUCCAAAUAAAGCUUCGUCCUUGGGGGCGACUUCCAUGCAUGGACGGCAAGGAACUCAUCUCACCGUCCGACCUGCAGUCAUUCUACCAGCACCAGCAGCAGCAGCAGCAGCACAGGGCCGCGCUCGCCGCCGGCGGCGGCGCUCAUAGCCCGUCCUCGCUGGCCGGGAUGCACUCCGUCAUCCGCCCCAUGCCCAACAUGAACAUGAGCGCCACCGCUAUCCUCAACUCCAUCGGCGGGGGCUCCCUCGCCGGCAUGCAGUUCCAGAUGGACACCGCGCCGCCGCCAUUGAUGCACAACAGCACAACCAUGGCCUCCGUCUCCGCCUCCGCCUCAGGCACCGUCCCGCCCGCCCCGGCCCCCGCCGAGCCCGUCAAGCGCAAGAGAGGGAGGCCGCGCAAGUACGGGCCCGACGGCACCAUCAAGGCGGCUGCCUCCGCGGCGCAGCAGCAGCACCACCAACUCGUCAGCGCGCCGCCGAGGAUGGGCUCGUCCAUGUCAGGACCCGACAUGCUGCAGGGCGUGAUGGACGACCCGGCGCACAAGAAGCGCCGUGGGAGGCCGCCGGGCACCGGGAAGAAGCAGCACACGUCGCCCUCCGUAGGGAAUGCGUUCGCUGGUUCAGCUGGAACGAGCUUCACUCCGCACAUCAUCACGGUAUCUCCUUCAGAGGACGUGGCGGCGAAGAUCGCUGCCUUUGCGAACCAGUCUUCAAGGGCGGUGUGCGUCCUCUCGGCGACGGGGUCCGUGUCCAGGGUCGUGCUGCGCCACCCGGGCGACGCCUCCCCCAUGACAAGGGUUCACUCGUCGCCGCCUUACAAGAACCCGGCCAUCUACGAGGGUUUCUAUGAGAUCCUAAGCCUAACCGGCUCUUACAACCUGGCCGAGGGCUCACAGCAGGGCCAGCAGCAAAGUGGUGGCCUCAGCGUCACGCUCUGCAGUCCGGAGAGGAAUGUGAUUGGAGGUGUUUUGGGUGGACAACUGGUAGCUGCAAGUACCGUGCAGGUUGUAUUGGGGAGCUUUCACCAGGGAGGGUCGAGAUCCAAGUCGAAGAAAGCGGCGAAGCAGGCGGCCUUCAGCCCGGACUCGCUCACCGGCGGGCAAGAGGCGUCCCCCAGCUCCGGCCACAACCAACAAAAUCUAACGCCACCCUCCUCCGUAACAGGAACAGGAGGGUGGCCCACCUCCGGGAUAUUUGACACCAGAAGUUCCAGCAUUGAUAUCAACUCAUCUAGAGGCUAGCUCAUUUGUCGAUAAUUCCAGUUCCCUCUCGUCUCGUCUCGUCUCGCCAGAAUUUUCUGUUUGCACAAGAAUACCCAAACCAUACUUCGAAAUAGCUUGUUCGGUUUUUUAAAGUGUUAUAGAAUUCAAUUCACUAGGCGUCGCUCAAAUGUUCUUGCUUAUUCGAAUCCGAAGAUCCCCUUCUUCCUUGUAUGA
Molecule: messenger RNA, 1836 nt
Organism: Panicum virgatum (switchgrass)
Lineage: Eukaryota; Viridiplantae; Streptophyta; Magnoliopsida; Poales; Poaceae
Product: AT-hook motif nuclear-localized protein 9-like
Exons: 5
Coding region: 439-1641 (400 amino acids)
Molecular function (GO): minor groove of adenine-thymine-rich DNA binding
Source: RefSeq, a predicted model, not a curated record